Molecule: messenger RNA, 1038 nt
Organism: Sclerotinia sclerotiorum 1980 UF-70
Lineage: Eukaryota; Fungi; Ascomycota; Leotiomycetes; Helotiales; Sclerotiniaceae
Exons: 3
Coding region: 1-1038 (345 amino acids)
Biological process (GO): transmembrane transport; nucleobase transport
Cellular component (GO): plasma membrane
Molecular function (GO): nucleobase transmembrane transporter activity
Source: RefSeq, a predicted model, not a curated record
AUGGUCAACACAAAAGGAAGAGUCGGAUCGGUAUUUGAGAGCACACUUGGUGAAGGGGCUGCCUAUGGAUGGUUCAUUAUGCACGGCAUCAAUAGUGGUAUGGGUAAUACUGCAACUUUGAUCACAAAUCAGCCAGAUAUCGCAAGAUGGAGUGCGACGAGAUCUGGUGCACAAUGGUCACAACUUCUCACCCAACCUCUAUCCGUGACGCUAUCUGCCACAUUUGGAAUUUUAGCUACGGCUGCGGUUAACAACAAUUGGGGCUUAAAUUUGUGGAACCCUUGGGAUUUGCUCGGUGCCAUCUUGGAUAGAUACUGGUCCGGCAGCACACGUUUUGCUGUGUUUUUGUUGGCAUUUUGCUGGAUGGUAUCCAUUCUUGGCACAAACAUCGCGGCCAACAUGAUUCCGUUCGGGGCGGAUAGUACCAUGUUGUUUCCUCGAUUCCUCACGAUUCCCCGAGGGCAAUAUGUAGUGGAAUUCUUGGCUUUCGCCAUCUGUCCAUGGAAGAUUCUUGCUUCUGCUUCAGUCUUUACCACUUUCCUUUCGGGUUACGGUAUAUUUAUGGCUAGCGUCGUUGCAAUAAUGGUCUGCGAUUAUUAUGCGCUCACCAAAGGCAACGUGUUCAUUGGACAUCUCUACAACGGCUCCAAGGCAAAUAAACAUUACUAUUAUUUUCAUGGCUGGAAUGUGCAAGCGAUUAUUGCAUACCUUUGUGGCGUUGCGCUCCCGUUCCCAGGUUUUAUUGGAACUUUAGGUGUAUCAGUGUCAUCCAGUGCUAUAAAUCUUGGGCGUCUCGGAUGGCUGUUAUCGUUUUCAGUCAGUUUCGUUGUAUACUUCGCACUUUGCAAGGUGUGGCCAACUCAGAAUCAGAAGAUCAUCAAGGAGAUGGGUCUCGGAUGGGAAUCACAAUAUGGUGACAUUGUGAUUGCUGAAGAUGGGACACAAAUUGCAGAGCGCGGAGGGGUGGUUACAGCUGCCAGUGAUGAUUCUGAAUCUGUCAACAGAACAACGAUGGCGUAUCAAGGUGAGAAGUUUUGA